AUGGAAGCAUUUUCAUUAGAAACUAGAAUUAGAGAGGUUGUUUACGAAUUGUCAUAACCAACAAUGAUGAGAUGUAUAAUUAAUUAUUUUAUAUGAAUAUAGUAUCUGAUUGUUUAAGACAAAUAGAUUAAUAGUAACUGAAUAUAGAUUAUUUGAAAUAAUAAAUAAGAUAAUAAAAUGAUAAUCAAUAAAAUCAUUAGAUUGAAGCUAAUAGAAGAUAUGCAGAAAUUGAAGCUCUUUAAAAAUAAGAAAAAAAAUUAGAGCUAGAUAUUAUGAAGAAUUUGACAUAAAAUUAAUAAACAUCAACUCAUUUGAAAUCAAAAAUUGAAUCUUUAGAAAAGGAAUUGGAACAAUAAAAGAAUAAUUUUUAAUUUUAGAUAAAUUCAUAAAUUAAAACAUAAUCUGAUUUAGAUUAAUUAGCUAAGAAAUAAGCAGAAAACACAGAAACAUUUAAUAAAAAAAUAGAUGAAUUUUUUAAAGAUUAUUAUACAAUUUUCGUGGAUAGUAGAAAUCAGGUGAGCAAGAUUUCAAAAGAGUAGCAGUAACUUUAAAAAGAUGUUUAAAAUUAGAAUUAGCAAUUGGAAUAAUUAGGAAUUUUUAAAGAUAUAGCAGAUUAGUAAUGUUAGAGUUUGUCUUAGAGAGUUGAAUGGAUUAUAAAUGAAAUGAAUCAUUUAGUAAAUUAAGAUUAUUUUAAAUUUACAUUUGAUAAAGUAUUAUAAUGGAUGUAUAUAUAGAGGAAGAAAAGUCUAGAAUUGAAGAUAAUCAAUUUUUGAAGGGAGCUGUGUAAUAAUUGUAGAGUUAAGUGCAAGUAUAUAAUAUGUCAUUUGAUGAAAGAGUUAAAGGUUUGGAAAUGUUUGAGAUUUAAUAUCGUUAGUAGUUGAAUUCUUUUUAAUAAUAAUUAAAUAGUUAGACUGAAAAUUAUUAGAAAUUCUAUAAAGAAACAACAUAAUAAUUUUAACAUUAGAACUAUGCAUUAAAUAUGAUUGAAGAAUUUUAGAAGAAUAUAUAAGAAAAGAUAUAAUUGAUUGUGAAUAGUUAGAUAGCAGUGUUUUAAACAAAUGUUGGUAGCUAAUUAAAGAAAAUGAUAGAUCAAUUUAAUACUUUGAAAACCACUAUAGUAAAAGAUAUGGCUUAGGAAUUUAAUUAUAAAUUGGAAGAUAUUCGUUAAUAAUUGUUAAAUGAAUCCUUAAAGUAGUAAAGCAUUAAAUUAGCAGCUUUUGAUUAAUAAAUUAAGGAUUUAUAAAAUAAGUAAUAUUAGAAAGAUGUUGAAGUUUAGGUUAUAUUGUCUGAUAAUUCAUUAAGUCAACAAGAAUAAUUAUAAAAUUAUAUAAUAGAAUAAAUAGAUUUGAAAAUUACGAAUAGUUCAUUUAAAGGGUAAAAGAUGACAAGGAGAAAUAGUAUUGGUUAAAAUACAAAAGGAGGAUUUAAUUUAAUUUAGGUUAGUUUGGUCGAUAAUUAGAGAUCAUUAGUUUAAAAUGAAUAAUUGAAUGAAUAAUUAGAAGAUAUGAAAACAGAUAUUUAGAUGUUGUUUGAAAUGAGAGAAGAGAUGGAAUAAAAGUUUAAAGUAUUUGAAGCUGACUUUUCAGUUGCUAUAUAGAAUUUUGAUAGAAAUCAUUCACAUGUAUUAAAAUUGAAAUCUGAUGUAUUUAAUGAUACAGAAUACUUGAAUAAUCAAAUAAAGAUAUUAUUUAGAGAGAAGGAAUUAAUGAAUAGAAAGCUUUCACUAAUUUUAUAAUUGUUGUCUGGAGGUUCAGAAAUGAUAUAAAUAACAGUAGCAUAUUUAUUAAGAUAAUUGAAGGACCCUAUAAAAUUUACAUCAGAUUUAGGAAUGGUAUUUGAAUUCAGAAAUGAGAUAUGUAGUUAUAGAUAAUCAAAUUAUUAGGUAGAAGACCUUUUAAAAAAAUCAUUUUAAAGUUUGAUAGAUUUGUGGGAUAAAAGUGAAUUAUUAGAAGUAAGAGAAUAUAAUCCACAUUGGUAUUUUAAUAAAUACAUAUAUAAAAAUCAUAUAGGUUUAUCAAAGACAUUAGAUAGGUCUUAAGAGAAACCAAUAAAAUGUACAACAUAAACAAUAGUGGAUGGAGAAGAAUAUAUAAAGAAAUCUGGAAGAUAAAGGAAUACUUCUUAAAAAUAAUCAAUUAUGAUGAGUAUAGAUUCAGCAAGAUAGAGAAAAAUAACAGUUAGAUCUGUAUACAAAUAAUAAGAAAGAGAUGAUUCUAAUGAAUUUUUUCCAAAAGUAAAAAAGUGAAC
Paramecium sonneborni is the source of this 2247-nucleotide messenger RNA. Lineage: Eukaryota; Ciliophora; Oligohymenophorea; Peniculida; Parameciidae. The record is from the annotation of a GenBank genome assembly.